This is a messenger RNA of Adelges cooleyi (spruce gall adelgid), 654 nucleotides long. Its product is annotated as apolipoprotein D-like. The transcript is spliced from 4 exons. Bases 1 to 654 code for a protein of 217 amino acids. Gene Ontology annotation, biological process: symbiont-mediated perturbation of host defenses. The record is from RefSeq and is a predicted model, not a curated record. Lineage: Eukaryota; Metazoa; Arthropoda; Insecta; Hemiptera; Adelgidae.
AUGAAGUUCAAUGGCUUGCGUAUUUUAUCUAUGUUGCUAGUUAGUUCUUUGAAUGUCGUUUCGGGGCAUCAGUGUCUUAAUUUAGAUCCUAUGGAAGAUUUCGAAAUGGAAAAGUUUUUAGGAAAAUGGUACGUCGUUAAAACGACGUUUCCAGAAAAUCGAUGUUUAGUGUAUGAUUUUUACACACAGAAAAUCGAAAAUAUGAUAGAAUAUGCAGAAAAAUCCAAUUACAGCUUUUAUUUUGGAGUAUUGAAAGCCAAAUCAUCAAAAUUACCAUCAGAAAUGACUUAUACCGAUCUUCUUACUGAUUAUUCAAAUGAUCAUGUGGAGGAUCCGUCUUUUAUUGUGCUCUACACUGACUAUGUAUCCUUUGCGCUUGUAUACAUGUGCAUACAUUUGACAAAUGACAAUGCAUUCGUACAUUAUAUAACCAUUAUGUCUAGAUCAGUGAUGUUAGAUAAUGAAAUCAUAAACGAUUUGAUCGUAAAUAUAUUUUCGGUAGCUCGAGCUCCUCUAAAUCUCAAUCACGUUGACCACAAGAACUGUAACUAUGGGACUCUUGUUGAAGAUGGUGAUGAUCAGAAUGUCAUUGACGACGAUGACGAUCGACGACCUUACGUUUCUAUCGAAUGGAUGAUAGAACCUACACCAUAA